Molecule: messenger RNA, 2525 nt
Organism: Spinacia oleracea (spinach)
Lineage: Eukaryota; Viridiplantae; Streptophyta; Magnoliopsida; Caryophyllales; Amaranthaceae
Exons: 2
Coding region: 488-2377 (629 amino acids)
Source: RefSeq, a predicted model, not a curated record
CAAAUAAUUUAACGGUUUUUUCAUGAAAUGCCCCUGAGGUUUUAAAAAACGCACCAAAUACCCUCGCCUGUUUCGAUUCACAUAAUAUACCCCUAUUUAUCCGUACUGUUCAUGACAUGCCCCUGUUAGCUAACGCCGUUAGUCUGCCGUUAGUGGUGUUUUACUUAUUUGCCCUUAAUUUUGGUUUAGCGCCAUUGACUUCCUUCACUUUCACAGAAAGACCAAAAAAAAAAAAAAACCGUUCACAUUUUUCUCUUUCUCUCUCCUCUCCCCUGUUCUUCUUCAAGCUCUAAUCCUACUCAAACCCUAGAAAUUCUGGGUAGAUCUUCAAUAUUUUUGUGAAUUUUGCUGCGCACCUUAAAGGCGAGUUCGUGGGUUGUGAUUUUGCUUCAAUCGCGACAAAAAAGGGAGAAACUUGAGGCGAUUUCCAGUUGAGUUAGUGUUGAAGAGGAAACGGGAAUUUAAAGUUGGUUAGUCUACUUCCAGGAUGAGUGCUAUUUGGUUGUUACUACGUUAUGGGUCACAUAGUUUUGAUAUUAGAGUGGGAGACAUGGAAAAAUAUCGUUUGUUGAAGUUGUUUCUUGAUAUCUUUGAGGAAUCAGUUAAGCAAGAUGUUUUUUUGCCUAGUACCUUUAGCUUGUAUGUUGAGGGUCCUUGUGGUAAGGUUGAAUUGAAUGAUGAUAAGACUUUAAGGCUUCUGUGGGGAUGGAAUUGGGGUAAAGACACUACUGAAAUUUGGGUUGAGGGAACAGAUAAACCAGGAUUGGUGUUUAGGAAUGCUGUUGCAACAAUUGAGAAUCAUAGAAAGGAAAAAGAGAGACAACUUAAGGAGAGACAAGAGGAACUGUUGAGGGCUCAAAGAGAGGAGGAAGAGGCAAUGAGGAAACAACAGGAAAGGGAGGACAUUUUGAGGGAAAUACAGGAACAAAUGGAGUACACUGUGGCUAUGGAGGUCCUUGUUGUUGAUUGUGAGGACAUGAAGGUUGAGUAUGUGAGAGUCAUUAGCAAAGAUGAUGCUGAUGAGGUGUUUCCAGGUUGCUCUCAACCAAAACAAACACAAGAAUCCCCAAAGAAACAACCCACCCCACCCAAACACACAAAUCAUGUUGCUUCUAAGUCAAAAGGCAAGGAUAAGCCUGCUUCUAAGAAACUAACCCCCAAAAGGAGGGCAUCAGCUAAACAACCCACCCCACAGAAACAACCCACCCCACCUAAACAACCCACCAAACAACCUACACCACCACCCCCACCACCCCCACCACAGAAAGAACCCACCCAACCAAAACAACAACAACACACACCACCACCAGAACAUCCCACCUCUCCACCACAACAACAACAACACACACCACCACCAGAACAUCCCACCUCUCCACCACAACAUCACACCCCUCCACCACCACCACAAAAUCCCACUCCACCACAGAACAACCAAACUGAUGAGCCUAACAAUCAAGCACCACCUGAUCAAGCUCAGCCAGUGAAAAAGAAGGGGGGCAGAGCUAGACCUGAGGGGUUUAGGGUUAACAAAGUCACUGCUAAGAAGGCUGGAACUUGGGUUUCCAAGGGAAAGGGAAAAGGGAGAAAGGGUACAGGAAGGUCUAAGACACCAGGGGUUUUUGCUGAUGUUGGUGAGAUAUGUUCAGAAGAGGAGAGUGAGGAUUCUGAUUAUGAGGAAUCAGAUUCUGAACAAGAGGAUGUUCUGAAUGAUUGGAUUGAUUCUGAUGUUGAUGAUGAGGUGAUUCCUGAUGAUAUUCCUGAUUUGGGGUUUGAGGAUUGUCUAAAUGGUUCCUCAAAGAUGGAUAAGGCCUAUAAAAAUGGCAAAAUAUGGACUGAUCAACCAUAUGGGUCCAUUAAGUUAGAACCCUGGUUGAUCUUUCAUGAUAAGGCCACAUUUCUUGAAGUGUUGAGAAGUUACUGCAUACAGGAGGGGUUUGGGCUUAGUGUUGAGAGGGCUGAUAAUAGGAGGUACACAGCAGUGUGUGCAGUGGAGUCAUGUGACUGGAGGAUACAUGCCAGUAGGUUGUUUGACAAUGUUAGCUGGGCCAUUAAGGUGAUCAGUGGGUCCCACAGAACUUGUGGGAGGCUUGAGGAGAAUCCAGUAGUGACCUCUGAGUGGUUGUGUAAGCAUAUGUUGGGGGAAAUAGAGGCAAAUCCAGAGAUUCCAGUGGAGACAUUGAGGAGGUAUGCACAGGAGAAGUUUCAGUUGAGGGUGAAAAAGAGGCUAUUGUACAAGGUCAGGAGUAUGGCAAAGGGAAAGCUGCAUGGUGGUUGGGCUGAAGCAUAUGAGCUGUUGCCUAGAUAUGCUGAGAUGAUUAAGCAAACAAACCCAGGGAGUCAUGCACUUAUAACAUGGGGGCCAGUAGUGGGGAUGUGAACCCAAAAUUCAGAGCUUGCUUCUUCUCAUUUGCUGCACAAGUCAGGGGGUUUCUAAGGGGUUGUAGGCCCAUAAUUGGAAUAGAUGGGGCUCAUUUAAGUGGUUUCUACAAGGGCAUUCUACUGACAGCAGUUGGCAUAGAUGGGAA